Messenger RNA from Clunio marinus, 384 nucleotides. Lineage: Eukaryota; Metazoa; Arthropoda; Insecta; Diptera; Chironomidae. The record is from the annotation of a GenBank genome assembly.
AUGAUUUCAGAACUUAAUAUAAAAGCAUUUCAUUGUUCUACUCAUUCUACGAUACAUGGAUAUCUAGCACAAAAAACGAAACAAGUCAGCAAAGAUCAUCGCAGCCAUGUAAUCAUAUUAAAUGAAAAUCAUGUGAUGCAAAAUGAAAACUGUCGCAUAAAUAGAAGCUUAACUCUUAUGUUCACUGCUCAAGCUUCUUAUACAGUGAACAAGGUGGCACAGUAUUGGAUGAAUUCAAAACCAAUAUCUAAACGAAUACCCAAAUACGAAGCGAAAGAAUUCUGUUAUCAAACACCAAGGUACAUAGCCCAAUAUGUAUGGAUAUCUCUGAGAAAUAAAUCAACAGAAAUUCUUAGCAUCUUCUUUAAGGCUGAAAGAGCAUAA